UGGAGUAGGAAAUGAGUUUGUAAACAGUUUGGAGAGCGCAAAUUGGGUUCAUCGCGUAUCGAGAAGAGAUCAGAGAAGCUUGAACGGUCUAGCCGGAAAACGAUGGCGCUGGUGGAGGAAAAGCUACCGGGGGUCUCGAAAGUGAAAGGGGAGUUUCAAGUAAGAGAGGACAGUGCCCUGGCCCGCAGACUCCAAGAUGAAGAAUUCGAGGGUCAUUUCAGUAUGAACGUACAAGAGCGUCAGAUGGCCAGAAACGACGUGUCCAUGGCCAAGGACCUCCAGAAAGAAGAAAUUCUCGAUUUCAGACAGCAAGAAGUGAGGCGGAGGGAGGAGCUGCGACAGAGAGAGUUGGAGGAUCAAAGACAUGCAGAAGAAGUGGCUCAAAAAUUGAGAGAAGAGGAGGAGAUAAAAGAAGCUCUGAGAAUGCAAGAUGAGAUGGUGGCUCGGGAACUUGCUGAAAAGGAGAGAAAACGUUUGGAGAAGAAUCGAGAGCAGGAGAGGGGAGAUGCCCGACUGGCGAGACAGGCCAGCGAGCGAGAGGCAAGACUGAUUGGGGAGAAGAAGAGGAGAGAGGAAGAGCUGUCACAGAGAGAGGCUCAGCGGAUAGCCGAGAGGGACAGGCGUUCGGGAUCCCCCUCUCCGCCUCCCCCCUACCCCAGUGUGGCUGGUGGGUAUGAGUUCCCUGUGGCUGAAGGCGAUGAAGAGGAAGAAGAAGAGGAUGAGGGAGAAAGGGUAAUGGACGAGACGGAGAGAGUGGCUCUGCAGGAGGCCGAGGACGAACGAAUGGCGAGGGAGUGGGAGGAGAAGGAGAAGAAGAGGCUACUUCUCGAGAAACAACGCCGAGAACGAGAGGACAUUGAGAUAGCCAGGAAGCUGCAGAGACAGGAGAGCCAGGGACGAGAGUUGGGCGAGGAAGACGAGAGAUAUGCCAAGGAGCUCCAGAGGCAGGAGUUGGAGAGAGAAAAGAGACGACGCAGAGAGGCCGAAGCGAGGAAACAACAAGUCCUGUCUUCUUCUGGAGACGGGGGAAGGCUUGUUGACUAUCAGGAUGGCACGGAAAAUGACUUGCAACUGGCAAAGAAGCUGCAGCUGGAAGAGAUAGCUGCACAGAGGAAGAGGAGAAGAGAGGUCGAGUUGAGGCGAGCUCAGCAGCAACAACAACGCCGGGGAGGAGGGAGAGAGGGAGGGAGGGGAGAAGGAAGAGAGGACAUGAGGGAAGUAGAGAUGCGACAGGCAGAGCAGCCGCAGCAGCAUGGAGGAAGAGGAGGAGAUUUUAGAGAGGAAGAAAGAGGGGUAAUAAGAGAGGGAGGGAGAGAGGUGGCGAGGAGUGGGGGGACUAGAGAAGGGCCGCCUGUCACACAAUCACUCCGGCAGCCAGUGGGCGGUGGUCACCUCACCAGCAGGAGUCCAGACAGACAUCAGUCUCCACGCCGUGACCCAGACCCCUCUCAAUCUCGUCAGUUCGUACAUGCCAGCUCAGGCAGGUGUGGCGGUCAAGACGACUACGUCUCCAGGACGACGAAUCCAAAUAGUGCCCACCAACAACUCGCCACCGCCGCAGCAACCACAGCAGACAGCAGGAGGGAGCCCCAUGGCCUACAGGAGACAUCCCGUGAACCAGGGAGCUCGGAAGAAAGCCACAUCAAGAAUGUCAACUCAGGUGGAGAUCGGGACUUUAGUUGCAGUCAGUUGAAUUCUCCGUCCUACGGAGCUCUAGUUUUCAACGGAGCCGAGGUGCCCGUCUAUCAGCAGCCGAGUUGGCGGGAAAAUGACACCGUCACCAUCGUGUGCGCCCAGGGUUACCGUCUCUUUGGCUCGUCUAACACGUCCCUCGGAACGCAAAGGAACAUGACUUGCAAUGCUCCAGAUGGUGGUGGAAGCGGUAGUGGGAAUAGCAACAGCACAACAACGUCGACAGGUGACGGUCGUUGGAGCGAAAACCCGGAGGAUUUCAGAUGUUCUAAGGUAGACUGUGGAAGUCCGUAUGCUGUAACAUAUGGAUCGGUUUCAUUCAACGACACUGGGCUUUUCUCCACCGCCGAGUAUAGCUGUGAUCCAGGCUAUCAGCUCACUGGGGGAGCGACAUACAGUGUCUGCUGGUGGAACAGUACAUGGUGGCCAGACACAAUAGUCUGCACUCCCAUACUCACAGUGUGUUCAGACCCACCAACCAUCCCCAAUGGUGCCCGGACCUGGACAGCAGGGGAACCAGCUCCAGUGGGAACCACUGUUGACUAUGCCUGUGACUCCGGCCAUGAGCUAGAUGGAACAGCAGUCAUAACAUGCGACGUCAAUGGGAACUGGACCUCUCCACCAACCUGCAGUGCCUCGGCUGUCCUAUCAUCAACUGAGAUAUACAUUGUUGAGGGUGCAGGAGCAGCCUUUCUCGUCCUCAUCCUCUCGGUUGCACUGUGCAUUGUCUCCUGUCUUGUCUGCAGGAUAAAGAUAAAGCAGAGACAAUAUAUUGCAGACGAGGAGACGCUGGCUAAAAGUGGAGCCUUCACUCUCUCAAACCCUCUAGUCAAAGAUGAAGGUGGGUAUAGGUUGAAGGGGUACAUAGGAGAGAGGAGAGGGGAGAGGGAAGACAUGCAGGAUGCCCACACCAUCAUCGAUGAUUUUACUCCUCACUUCACCUCCCUUCCCAACAACAUAUCCAGGGUUGCCUAUUACGGGGUGUUUGAUGGACACGCUGGCAGCAGAGCCUCCACUUACACCGCGGAACACCUUCACCUCAACAUAAAGACACACAUUCCUAAAGGUAGUGUGCAGAAUCUUGACAGAGAGGUGAAGAAAUGUCUGUUGGAAUCUUUCAAAAGGACUGACGAAGAAUUUCUGAAGAAAGCAGCUGAUGCCUCACCCACCUGGAAAGAUGGGUCAACAGUGGCAGCUCUACUGGUGUUGGAGAUACUCUGUACUCUGCCAAUCUCGGAGACAGCAAAGGCCGUCCUGUGUCGGAGCUCCACCGACGGAAAACGGACCAUCAUCCCACUCACCAAGGACCACAACCCCAUCAAUUUUGAAGAGAGGAGGAGGAUCGAGAAAGCUGGAGGUACAGUGAGGGAAGGUAGAGUGAUGGGAAUAGUUGAAGUGUCACGUUCCAUUGGAGACGGUCGAUUCAAACGUUGUGGCAUCAUCUCUGUUCCCGAUGUACUUCGAUGUCACCUCACUCACAAUGACAGAUUCAUCUUGGUGGCGUGCGACGGUCUGUGGAAGGUGUUUUCAACCGACGAGGCAGCUGCCUUUGUGACUUCAGUUCUGGAGGACCCCACCAUUCAACUUCCUGAUGCUACUGAAGCCGAGACUAACUUUUGAAUCAACACGACCUCUGACCCUGCGAGAAGUCCGCUACGAGGAGGCGUGUAACAGGAUCGCCGUGGAAGCGGUCAAACGAGGCUGCACUGACAACGUGUCCGUCAUGAUUAUUGACAUUCAGAAGCCUCUGAACACCACUUCUUCUAUCAAUUGACAUUAGGAACUUUUCUCUCGUGAGACUCUCACAUAAUUUCUCCCUUUCUUCUUGGUUUUUUCCUGUUUAGU
Geodia barretti is the source of this 3537-nucleotide messenger RNA. Lineage: Eukaryota; Metazoa; Porifera; Demospongiae; Tetractinellida; Geodiidae. The record is from the annotation of a GenBank genome assembly.